AAUGGUAGAUGAUCCAUAAUGCUAAUUAGACGCUGCCACUCGCCCGUCUCAAAUAGGAGUCUCACAAUCAUCAUCAUUGUGGUAACGGUGUUUCUUCUUACUCUCUUGGCUAAGAAAGAACAUAGCAACGGGACAAGGCAAUAUGAGCUGCCCUUUGGCUUGGCAAUCAAAUCAUGUCCCUCAGAUCUGGACCAUCUGAGGCGCAAGCAGUAUGGUUUAACUCGCAAUGUUGUCUACCAGAAGCGUUGUUUUCGUGGCGUAUAUAGCAACGAGACCAGCCCGCGUGAGUCUGUCGCCGACAUCGACGAGCCAUUGCUGGGAUCGAGAGCAGAUAUCCUGGAUCUCGACGAUGAGUGCAGCAUCAUUUCCUCCUCAGCGCCAUUAGACCAGGCUAGAUCAUGCGAGCCCAUUCCGUUUCCGAUAUCAGAGCCAUUCCCAGCGGCCAAUCUUUCCAACGUCAUCUUUGGCGUGGCGACGACUCUCUCUCGUCUGCAAGACUCGGUUCCCCAGAUCUCGCACUGGAUGUCCGGAACGGGAGCUCUCUUUUUGGCAAUUGUCGUUGACAAAUCGGUUAGCGACAAUAGUCUUGCCUCGUUGGAACAGCUGUACGACAGCCACGACAUCAACCUAACGGCCAUUCGACCAUGGAACUGCACAUUUGAUGUCAACGAGCAGCACUUUGCAAUCAUCCGAGACCUCCAUGACUAUUCAAGCGAAGAAACUCAAUGGGCUGCCAUCAUUGACGACGACACAUUCUUCCCCUCGCCAUAUUCCAUCACUCAGCUCCUGGCCUCACACGAUUCGACUGUGCCAGCCUACAUCGGCGGCCUCACCGAAAGCCAGGGAGCAAUAGACUACUUUGGCGUCAUGGCUUACGGAGGCGCUGGCGUCUUCAUGAGCAUGCCAUUAAUACGACAGCUAGACUCCCACGUCGACGAAUGUCUAGCCGCGAGCCUCACCAGAGAAGGAGACGGCCUGUUGAGCGGCUGCAUAUACAACCACACGCAGACGGCAUUAACCGCCGUCCCGGGCCUCUACCAACUCGACAUGCGAGGCGACCUCGGCGGGUUUUACGAAUCGGGCGUCUUCCCCCUUAGCCUCCACCACUGGAAGUCGUGGCACCAGGCCCCCGUCGACAAGAUGGCCAAGAUUGCCGACUUCUGCGGCGAGUGCUUCUUGCAGCGGUGGCGGUUCAACGGCGACACCGUCCUCGCCAACGGAUACAGCAUCAGCGUCUACGAGGGCGGCAUCACCCAGCCCGAACUAGACCUCAUCGAGGCCACUUGGGAUGCAGCGAGGGCAUACGAGGACACAAUGGGCGCGAUGAGAGACAAGGUGGAUGACAGCAAGAAGAAGAGCUAUCGACUUAUUGACGCCGAGGAGAUUGAUGGGAAGCUGCGGCAGGUGUUUGUGCGUCAUGGGGCUUCGGAUUUGGAUGGAGAUGGCGAGACGGAGGCGAUGGAUGAGGUUGUGGAGCUUUGGUGGGAGUGGCCGCAGGACGACGAGUAUUGAAGAGAGUGUAAAUUUUGGUUUUUUGUUACGCAUAAUUGAUGAACCGAGGGGCCGGGAUAU
Messenger RNA from Trichoderma atroviride IMI 206040, 1572 nucleotides. The record is from RefSeq and is a predicted model, not a curated record. NCBI's taxonomy places the organism in Eukaryota, Fungi, Ascomycota, Sordariomycetes, Hypocreales, Hypocreaceae.